AGGAGGAGCAGAGCGAAGAGCAGAGAGAGACAGACGGUUGCAGAGUACAGAUAACCAGCAGCUUUAAAACCAGUUAACCAGCAGGUUUAUAACCAGUUAACCAGCAGCUUUGUAACCAGUUAACCAGCAGCUUUAUAACCAGUUAACCAGCAGCUUUGUAACCAGUUAACCAGCAGCUGAAUCGACAGUCAACCAGGAGCUGUGAAUGUUUGGAUCAGAUGGAGUCUGAGGAGAAUCUGCUCAACGCUUAUCUGCUGCUGCUGCUGAUCGGAUCCCACGUCACUCUGGUGGGUCCUUCUACCCCUGAGGAGGGCUGGCAGGUGUACAGUUCAGCUCAGGACUCUGAAGGUCGCUGUGUUUGUACAGUGGUGGCUCCGCAGCAGACCGUCUGCUCCAGAGAUGCUCGAACCAAACAGCUACGACAACUGCUGGAAAAGGUGCAGAACAUGAGUCAGUCCAUCGAGGUUCUGGAUCAGCGCACUCAGAGAGAUCUGCAGUUUGUGGAGAAGAUGGAAGUUCAACUGAAAGGUCUGGAAAACAAAUUCAAACAGGUGGAGGAUGGACAUGAGACCAACAUCGCCAGACAGUACAGGUCCAUCAAAGCCAAGAUGGAGGAGUUACGUCCACUCAUCCCAGUCCUAGAGGCAUACAAGGCGGAUGCUCUGCUGGUCCGACAGUUCAAAGAGGAGGCAGCGAAUGUAACGGAGCUGCUGGGAACGCUGCAGGAACAAAUGGGGGGUCUGGACUACCAGGAGCUCCACAGCCGAGUGAUGAGCCUGGAGGACCGGCUGAGGGCCUGCAUGCAGAGGCUGGCUUGUGGGAAGCUGACGGGAAUCUCUGAGCCAAUCACCAUCAAGACAUCUGGAUCUAGGUUUGGAUCAUGGAUGAUGGAUCCGCUCGCUCCGGCUGGAGACAACAGAGUGUGGUACAUGGAUGGUUACCAUAACAACCGUUUUGUUAGGGAGUAUCAGUCGAUGUACGACUUCAUGAUGACAGAUAAUUUUACAUCUCACCGUCUGCCUCACCCCUGGUCCGGUACCGGGCAGGUGGUUUAUAAUGGAUCCAUUUACUUCAACAAGUUUCAGAGUCACACCAUCAUCAAGUUCGACUUCGGCACGUCACUCAUCAGCCGCUCGCGACAGCUCGACUUCGCUGGUUACAACAACAUGUACCAUUAUUCCUGGGGGGGACACUCCGACAUCGACCUCAUGGUGGACGAAGGCGGGCUCUGGGCCGUCUACGCUACCAAUCAGAAUGCUGGGAACAUUGUCCUCAGCCAGUUAAACCCAAACACUCUGCAGAUCAUCCGCAGCUGGACGACCAACCAUCCAAAACGCAGUGCUGGCGAGGCGUUCAUGAUCUGUGGAACCCUGUACGUCACCAACGGUUACUCAGGUGGAACCAAAGUGUACUAUGCCUACUCCACCAACUCCUCCACCUACGAGUACAUCGACAUUCCUCUGACCAAUAAAUACAGCCACCUGUCCAUGCUUGACUACAACCCUCGAGACAGAGCGCUUUAUGCCUGGAACAACGGCCACCAAGUUCUCUACAACGUCACGCUGUACCACAUAAUCCAGUAACAUGAAGUAAACAGAGUAUAAUGUUACUAAUACACCAUGCAGAAAUCAAUCUAAAUGACAGCAACACAUGCUCUGUCAUUUUAAAUAUUAAAAUUAAAGAAUAAAUAUAGCACUGAAGAGUGAACACAAACCCCUUAAUUAGUUGUACACUAUCAGAUGAUACACUACAAUUACACAAUUUCUUUUAUAUACAAUAAAUCUUAAUGUUCUCUGACUUUCAGAGAGUCAGAAGAGGAAAAGGUAUCAGGUUAAUUUCUGUGCUUCCAGGACAGAGAGAGGUUUUUCAAUAAAAUGGAGAAACAGCUAGCUAGGGGUUUGGGUAACUUUAACUCUAUCUAAAAAAAAAAAUCCAUCCUCCAAGAACUUCAACAUGUUUCCUAAACUGUGUCCUCGUUCACUCUGUGGAGAGCAGUAAAGAGUUAGAACUGGAAGUUUGUCCACUAUUAAACAGUAGACCUGCAGCUCUUAUGGGUUUUCUUUUGUUAGAUUCCUUCCUGCUUGCUUUCCCAUUUGUCUCUCUUUUAGUCUUCAUGUACUUUUCUGAUACUUCCUGUUUUAUUUUGAAAUCACCUUCCCUUGUGUGUUGCUUGUGUUUUUACUUCCUGGCUUUGUCUGUUUCCCUCCUCUUUUGGUUGCCCUCAUGAACUUCAGCUGUGUCUUGUCUUCCCAAUCAUUUGUCUUUAGAAAUGUUCACUUUCUGUGUUGCAGCCCGACUGCUUCCUCCUGCACAGGUUUGGUUUUUGUGCUUUUUUUGGGAUUUGUUACUUUUCUCCUGACUUUUUCCCUUUGAGAAUCACUUGGAUUUAUUGUUUGUGUUUUUCCUAGACCUUCAGUGGCUCUUUAGUUUGCUCUCCUGCCAGACAUUGUUACAGCUGUUAAGUUUUAAUUGAAGUUUGUUGAACAGUAGACUUUGGAGUCCAUCCCACUGUCAGUCUAUUGUCCAAACAGCAGAGUUAGAACCAGGAGAGGCUGUUUGGUGGUUCAGCCAAGAGCUCCAAAAGGAACUGCUGCUUAAGCCGCAGUGUCUUCCUUCCACAUUAACAUUCCUACAUAAGAAGCUAACCCUAACCUUCUGUUUGUAAAAACUUGUUGGACCUCUCUCAGUGCUGGAAUGUUUCACAAAGCACUGGACUGUUAACUUCCGUCUUUGACUGAUUUUACCAAUGAAUGUUUUUUUUAGAUCAAUAACUGACGUAUUGGACACAAAUGCACUUCAAACUGAAACCACAUGCUGAUACAAUCACAGAAAUGAAACUUUGUCUUUCACAGUAAGAGACACCACCAUGGUGAAAUUAUUUACACUGAAGAAUGCAUCACAUGUUUUGUGAUAGAUUUUUUUCCUCUAUUGAAAAUCUUUUCUGACUUUAUGAAACUAGACGUACUGUUUGUACUCUAAUUCUUUUCUUACUGUUGUGUAAAAUACAGCAAUAUAAAAUGUUUGUUUCUCUUCCCUUGAUUUUAAAUUGAUUGUUUUUGCUUGAGCAGAUGUUACAUGUGAUCUUUCUCUCCUUCAUUUUAUCUAGAAUUAACUCUAAAUUCAUCCUUUUGUUGGCUCUUACAGCUGGUUAAAGUAAGUUUUAAAGUGAAGUUUAGCCAUUGAAAAUGUGACCUGUGUGUUUGGUGCCUGAUGGUUACCUACAACUGUUGUGUAAUUGUGCAUGGCUUCACUGAGCUGCUGGUCCAUUAAUGCUCAUGUCAGAGUCCUUAAAGGGACAGAAUACGAUUCUAGUUCAACACACUUUUUGUCAGUUUCCAGUAAUAUUUGUAGACUGUUCACUUCCUGCUCUGUUUGUUCAUACUCAGCCCUGCUUCUAUUCAUAGGAAAAUGAAUCGCACAUGAAAUCCGGCACAUGCUAGCUAUCUAAAUAUGUUAACUAGCUAAACAUCAACCAUUCUUCUGCAGAAUCACAGGCUCCACGUCAAACUCUAAGAGCUUCCUUCAGCAUCAGAAGUGUCUUCUACCAUGUGGUUUGUCAGACAGGAUGAAUCAAGAACAACUUCUGAGAGACAAGUCAGUGGAAGCAUGUUAGAAAUGUUCUUUGCAGGUUCUGUUCAAACUCUGUCAGCCACACAUGAGCUCAGAGAUUCUUUUUUGUUCUCGCAUCUCUUUUCUUUUGCUGUCAGUGUAUCUCCUAUGUGACUGUGGGAAUAAGAGUGGAGUGCUGUACUUCAUUUUAAUAAUUAACUGAAGGAUUUAAUUGUAGUAGCUUGCUUGUUUGUUUUCUAUGGCAAGAGAUUUCUACUCUAUUUCAUUCAGACUGCAGUUUUACUGUGGCGUACGUAAGGAGAUGUUUUUAUUCAACAGACUGCAUGUAAAAUGUAGAAGGAUAGCUCAGUUAUUAUGACCAAUGGCCUUAAUAUUUGCCGUGUUUUGGAUUCCUCACCCAAAUUUUUUUAAAAAGAAAAAUGAAACUCAGAGGCUUAAUUUGAUAACAUUUGCAUGAAAAGGAUGUUGGUGGGAAACACUGUUAAAAAUUGUUAUUAAAAUAACAUUUUCUAGCCCA
Molecule: messenger RNA, 4087 nt
Organism: Amphiprion ocellaris (clown anemonefish)
Lineage: Eukaryota; Metazoa; Chordata; Actinopteri; Pomacentridae
Product: noelin-like
Exons: 6
Coding region: 219-1583 (454 amino acids)
Biological process (GO): signal transduction
Source: RefSeq, a predicted model, not a curated record